This is a messenger RNA of Pyricularia oryzae 70-15, 1735 nucleotides long. Its product is annotated as adenylosuccinate synthetase. The coding region runs from base 366 to 1637 and encodes 423 amino acids. The record is from RefSeq and is a predicted model, not a curated record. The transcript has 9 exons. Gene Ontology annotation, cellular component: cytoplasm. Gene Ontology annotation, molecular function: adenylosuccinate synthase activity; GTP binding. Gene Ontology annotation, biological process: IMP metabolic process; 'de novo' AMP biosynthetic process. Lineage: Eukaryota; Fungi; Ascomycota; Sordariomycetes; Magnaporthales; Pyriculariaceae.
GUUUUUUUUUUCUUGGAGGCAGGUAGCAGGCAAGAUAAACCAAUGGAAAGACAAAAAGAUAAAUGAAUAAUUCAAAACCACACCUAAGUGAAAACCCGCGCAAAUCAUCCCGUUUUCUGCCUUGCUGGAAAAGUCAACAAGUGUGCCGUGAGCUCCGAUCCGGGAAAUUUCACAAUAUCCCCCUAGAGCUUAUAAAACGAACAGAGGAACCCACACAAAGCCUCCUCUCCAUUUUCUGGCCAUUCAAUUUUCCCCAGGAUUGGUCUCUUGUCGCCGUUAAGGAUCUUGUUCUUUUUGCAAAACUUCAAUUCUAGCCAAGCCUUGUUUUUCCACCUGGCUGUCUGCUGCUGGGUUAAUUUGCAAUCAUGGCUACCAUUAUUCUGGGAUCCCAAUGGGGGGAUGAAGGCAAGGGAAAGCUGACUGACAUCCUCUGCCCCUCGGCCGAAAUCUGCGCCCGCUCUGCUGGCGGUCAUAAUGCCGGACACUCGAUCGUCGCCCAGGGCGUCUCGUACGACUUCCACCUCCUGCCCUCGGGCCUCGUCAACCCGAAAUGCAUGAACCUGAUCGGCUCGGGCGUCGUCUUCCACGUGCCUUCCUUCUUCUCCGAGCUGGAGAAGCUCGAGGCCAAGGGUCUGGCGGGUGUGCGUGACCGCAUCUUUGUCAGCGACCGUUGCCAGGUCAACUUUGAUCUGCACGCCGCCGUCGACGGUCUCGAGGAGGUCGAGCUGGGCGAGCGCAAGAUUGGAACUACAGGAAGGGGUAUCGGACCGAGCUACAGCACCAAGGCUUCUCGCAGUGGUGUGCGCAUCUCGGAAGUCUUUGACGAGGCCGUGUUUGAGAGGAAACUGCGCCAGCUGGCCGACGGGUACAGGAAACGGUUCGGCGAUCUGCUCAAGUACGAUGUUGAGGAGGAGAUUGCACGGUUCAAGGAAUACCGGAAAUUGCUGCCCAACUAUGUCGUGGACGCCGUCAAGUUCAUCAAGGACGCCCAGGACCAGAACCGCAAGAUCUUGAUCGAGGGCGCAAAUGCGCUGAUGCUUGACAUCGACUACGGCACUUACCCUUACGUCACCAGCAGCAACCCCUGUCUCGGAGGCAUCAUCACUGGACUGGCUAUAAACCCAAGAAAGAUUGAGACCAUUGUCGGUGUUGUGAAGGCCUACACGACAAGAGUAGGCGACGGCAUCUUCAAAACGGAGGAUGAAGGCGAGAUCGGCACCAAGCUGCAAGACAUCGGCCGAGAAUGGGGUGUCAGCACCGGCCGCAAGCGGCGAUGCGGCUGGCUCGAUCUUGUCGUGGUCAAGUACUCUGCUGCCAUCAACCACUACACCUCCCUGAACCUGACCAAGCUCGACGUUCUCGACACAUUCCCAACCCUGAAGGUGGCCGUCGCCUACAAGGACCCUGCUACGGGUGAGGAGCUGGACUUCUUCCCCGCGGACCUGUCGCUGCUCGAGCGCUGCGAGGUCGUCUACAAGGAGUUCGAGGGCUGGAACACGCCCACAACGCACAUCAAGAAGUUCGAGGAGCUGCCAGCACAAGCAAGGCAGUACGUAGAGUUUAUCGAGCAGUAUGUUGGCGUGAAGGUGGGGUGGAUCGGCACGGGUCCGGACCGCGAGGACAUGAUAUAUCGAUGAAGCACGGCGAGUGGACAGCGGUAUAGAUGUGCAAAGAACAAACACGAUGAAGACCGUUGAGGAUGGUUGAUGGAAAAUAAUAGAUCCUAACCCUAUUA